This is a messenger RNA of Plutella xylostella (diamondback moth), 2509 nucleotides long. RefSeq lists its product as uncharacterized. The record is from RefSeq and is a predicted model, not a curated record. Lineage: Eukaryota; Metazoa; Arthropoda; Insecta; Lepidoptera; Plutellidae.
UAUUAUGUUUCGCAGCUUCAUUCUUAGCGAUUUAUGUUUACGUAUUGUAGUAGCGCCAUCUACUGUAGGCCUUGCACGAUAGUUUAAAGUUUCUUUUUUUUUUUUUUUUAAGUUGGCAUCUCUGACUGUGUCGUGUUGGUGACAGGAGGUUAUAUAAGCCCCUGCUCUAGGAAUUUCUCGUCAUUCUGUGUUAUCGUGCUGUAGCCUUCGCACGUAUUUGGCACUCUGCGAUAUUUUUCAAAUACCCUCCAAGCAAUUAACAAGAUGGGAAAGAAAAGGAAAAUUCGAGACGCUGAAAACGACAGGAUUGCUAAAAAGAUAAAACUACUGGAAAAUAAAUUACGACGAGAGAGGCGAAUAAUUUCAUCGGAUGAUAGCGACUCACACGGUGAGGAGCAAGUUUUGCCCGAUCUGACGCCGUCCAGUUCACCGGGAACUUCGCCACGAAGUAAUAUUAGAAUGAGCUUAGACAUGCCAAGCUUGUUGUCUCCUAUGCAGAAUACAUCGCCUUCUGAACAGCCUAACCCGGAGCCUACCACAGCGGAUGUGACAGUACAUGAGCCAGGCCUGCCGUCAGAUCCUGGGCCCUCCACCACAACUGGCGCUCCCAACGAGGAGUCUGAAGCUCAGCUAGAGGAAGAUAUCUUGCAGAUACUUGGCGAAGCACCUCAGCCGGAUAUUGUUUUAGGCAGAAACAUUCAUAGAGAUAUUGCAUCUCGCUGGCAAGAUAUUUUAUUAAAAGGUAUGACCAAAGAGUCAAAGGAACAACUUUUUAAAAAGUAUCUCAUUCCCGCCAAUUGUCACUACCUGGUUGCACCGAUUUUAAAUCCCGAAGCUAAAGCUGCGGUUCCUGAUAUAUUAGCAAAGAGAGACUGCACUUUAUUGCAAAAACAAAAUCAGAUCGGUGUGGCUUUAGCUGCGCUCUCUCAAGUUAUAGAAAUGAUUGUUAAGAAAGAAACUGCUACACAGCUACUUCUGCAGCCAUUAAGUGAUGCUUGCCGCUUGUUGUGUGACAGCCACAACAUGGAGACCAAGACAAGGCGAAGCAUUGUGAUGAGCACCAUAAAUACUAGCUUACGUGAAACUCUCACUAACAGCAGCCGUGACAAGUAUUUAUUUGGCGAAGAUCUAACAGAAAAACUAAAAGCCGCUAAAUCUGUUCAAAGAACCGGGGAAUCACUGCUCAAACCCAACCCAGUAGCUACUUCAAGCAAAAAUUCAAACUAUAAAAACUUGGCCUUACCAAGAAACCGGAAUUUAAACUACAGGGGUCAGACUCAGAAGAGACCACCGAACAGACAGGGCGAGUCAUCGAGAGGACGACCACCGGCGCGCCAACAACGCGCCACACCGUACGCGCGUCCGCCUCCACCUCCGCCCAAAGCGCCGUCGCCGACGAGGAGGCCCUACCGCCGGUAGAUACUCAGAUCAACCCACACGCUUCAUCGCAGUCUAACAUUGGCUGCCGCGAGAUUAUCCGGCAGACUUUACUGAAAAAAAUUUUAUCACCUAGGUCGGUCGAAAUUAUGCUAGCGUCCUUGUCAAAUAACACUUACAAACAGUAUGACGGCUCAAUAAAAGCCUGGAUAAAUUAUUGUAAUAUACAUAAUUACGAAUACACUAAGGCAUCUAUACCUGUGAUUAUCCAUUUCCUAACAGAGGUAUUUGACAAGGGUGCUAAAUAUGGAACAAUAAACUCUUAUAAAUCUGCGCUAGCUCUAUUAUUAGGAAAUAAUUUAGAAGAUGAAAGACUAAAGCGCUUCAUGAAGGGAGUAUUCAAAUUAAGACCAACUAAUCCCAAAUACAAUGUAACAUGGGACCCCAAUAUCGUCCUUAACUUUCUUGGACAAAAAUAUCCCAAUGAAAGUCUUGAUUUGAGAACCCUCUCCAAGAAGACGCUCACUUUACUUGCUCUUGUGACUGCACAUCGUGCACAGACGCUAUCUUUAAUCAAAAUAAAUAACAUAGUAAUUAAUCAAAACGAAAUUUUAAUAAAAAUUCCGGAUACAAUUAAAACAACAAAAUUAAAUUCACUGCAACCCGUUUUAAGGCUUCCAUUCUAUAAUCCACGUCCAGAAAUCUGCCCAGCUCGUUGUUUACAAGUGUAUUUAAAUAAGACAAAACCUUUACGUAAUAAUAACAAGACAACCUUAUUUCUAAGUACAAAAAAGCCUCAUUCUAGUGUUACUAGCCAGACCAUUAGUCAUUGGAUUAAAGAUAUGCUACAACAGAGUGGUGUAGACACUUCAAUAUUUAGUGCACAUAGUACACGACAUGCAGCCACAUCGAAAGCAAACCGAUUAGGAGUAAGCAUAGAAGUCAUCAAACGGACGGCUGGUUGGUCUAGUUCAUCCUCCGCCUUUGCUCGCUUCUAUAACAAAGAUAUUGUAACUAAUGAUGAUCAGUUCGCUGAAUCACUUCUUAAUUCUGUAGAAUGAUUGUAAUAAUAAUAUGAUGUACUUACCUACUAAGAUGAUUACUGUAAUAAAUGUUGAUUACAUAAAAAUAA